Messenger RNA from Acipenser ruthenus (sterlet), 3813 nucleotides. Its product is annotated as platelet-derived growth factor subunit A-like. Gene Ontology annotation, cellular component: membrane. Gene Ontology annotation, biological process: positive regulation of cell population proliferation; platelet-derived growth factor receptor signaling pathway; positive regulation of MAP kinase activity. Gene Ontology annotation, molecular function: growth factor activity; platelet-derived growth factor receptor binding. The coding region runs from base 540 to 1193 and encodes 217 amino acids. The record is from RefSeq and is a predicted model, not a curated record. The transcript has 7 exons. NCBI's taxonomy places the organism in Eukaryota, Metazoa, Chordata, Actinopteri, Acipenseriformes, Acipenseridae.
UCAGAACCAUUUCGACUUCAUUCGGGACACCGCUGAGACUAGCAGGGCUGCACUGGAUACUACACUGAACACACAGGACUAAAACAGCACUCAAACCUCACAGAAAACAAAUCCGCGGAGAGAUUGAGGAUCUUAUAUAAAAAAAAAAAAAACACCAGCUCGAGCCUUGAAGGAUAAAACAAUAUUAUUGAGCACUGUAUAUAUAGCCUAGAUAUUGAGAUAUUGUAAACACGCCGAACUCAGCAGGCAGGUGAGGGGUGGCAAUGUGUGGCAUUUCUGACGAUCUGGAUGUUCCUUCUCAUCAGAUCUGAACAACUCUGCAGGCUGGUGUGCUGGUACCUUUCCCCCUGCUUUUCAAGAACGAGAAGCACGGUACAUGAGAAACGUUCAACAUGUGAAGAAGCAUAUCUAUCCAACCUUCCUACACAAGUUACUUUCCCUGAGGGAUAUGGUACUGAAGUUUCAUACAUUAGGAGCCCCAUUUCAGCUCCCAGUGAAGAAUUUUCUAUUAUUUUUGGGCAAAUCUAAAUUAAAACGAAAUGAGGACCACAGCUUGCUAUUUGCUAAUCUCUUCGUUCUACCUGUGGUACGCCUUUGCUGAGGAAGCAGAGAUUCCCCAAGAACUUAUUGAAAAAUUGUCUCACAGUGAAAUCCGCAGCAUAAGCGAUCUGCAGCGCCUCCUCGAGAUUGAAUCCGUAGGAAAUGAGGUAGCAGCAGAAUCAAAGACGAGAUACCACAAGGAUCAUUCUGCAAGCCAUGUGGACAAGCACACCCAGAUAUUAAUAAGAAGAAAACGAAGCAUUGAGGAAGCAGUGCCCGCGGUGUGCAAGACGCGGACAGUCAUCUACGAGAUCCCUCGCAGCCAGAUCGACCCGACUUCCGCCAACUUUCUGAUAUGGCCGCCUUGCGUGGAGGUGAAGCGCUGCACUGGCUGCUGCAACACCAACAAUAUGAAAUGCCAGCCAUCGCGGAUACAUCACAGAACAGUGAAGGUUGCAAAAGUGGAGUAUGUGAGGAGAAAACCUAAAUUAAAAGAAGUGCUGGUGAGAUUAGAAGAGCACUCCGAAUGCAUGUGCACGUCGCAGCAUUACCACACAGAGCACAAAGAAGCAGAAACAGGAAGGACUAGGGCCACAGGUAUAAAAUGGAAACGCAAAAAGUUAAAACGCAACAAGGAUUUAUUGCCAACAUAAAAACAUACCCGGGACCUGUUUGCAGCGAAGCAGAUGUGAGGUGAAAAUAAGCUACGGAAGGACUGGUGUCUGGGGUCCGAUGCACUUCGACACGUUGAAUCCCUGAACUGAUCUGCCAAAGAUGCUUUCUGACAAUUCUUCUGAAAUGUGAAAACAUAAAAACCUGUUUGCAGGAACAAAUUACCGCGGAAUGACAAAAGGAACAAUGUUCGUUUGUUUUAUUGUGACAUAUAAAAGGAGUCAAGCACUGUGAGACAAACAAACGGAGGGUUCGUAAGAGCACAGCGAGUGAAUCAAGCAGCAGCAGCGGAGCAGCCAGAUGUGCUUUUUGUCCCCAAUUCUGGCUGCUUUCUAAAGGCUCUAGUUGACUUUGUGACAUGUGGAUUAAAAGCCAUUUGGAAUCUGUUGACAUGCUCUGGAAAAUUCUAGCACAGUGGAUUGAAUCUUCGUUGGAAGCCUUGUACAGUAGUCAGUUGUGUCUUGAGGGUUUGCUUAAGAAAGAUUUCCUAUAACCUUUGUUUAACCUUCAUUUUUUGGUGGAAAAAAUAUACUUUUCUUACAGAAGACUGCACAUCCUACUUCACGCAGUUAAUGCCUCUGCUAAUAACAUUUAAUGAACUGUUUAAGACAACGCAUUUCCUUAUAGUAUUUGUUUCGCAUGUUGGUUUUAAUAAUUUAAAGCAUUCAUGUAAAUAUAAGACAGAACAAAUCACAGGAUAGCCACAAUUCCUUUUUUUCACAGUCUAUAUAUCAGUAUAGUUGAACUCUUAUUUCACAGAUGUGGCUAUGUGAAAUGUAGAAAGUCUGGACUAGCUGCAUUGUUCAAUGUAAAUUGUAGCCACACAAUUACUGUAUUUGAAAAAAAAUCUAAAUUCUUUAUUUUUGGUAAAAUAUUAUGCUUACAUAUAUUCAACAAGAAAUAUGUUUUGUUUUGUAUUGGUGGAAUGUUUGUAUUUUUAUCUCAAGAUAAUUCAACAACAUUUUUUUUUUAUAUAUAUAUAUAGCAUCACAGUAAAAGAUUUGUUUGCUUUUCCUGAACCACAACAGAAAUCUCAUUUCAGUUCUACAGUAUUUAACAUGUACAGUCUGAUGGAGAUGCAAAUACGAGCUGUAAUACCAAGAAAACACAUCCAUGCAGACAUUUCUGUACAACAGUGCUCCACUUCAGCAGAGUGUACAGGUCAUUCAAUUCAUUACAAGCUUUGCAUUUUAAUUGAUGCAUACGUUUGGAUUCAAUUAGUCUAAACCAGAAAUCUGUGGUAUUUAAACUUUAAACAAAAAGAGAGACAGUUCUGUUGCUGAUAUAAUUCACAUUAAAUUGCUGUUUCUCUUCAAGCAGUUACAGGUUAGAAUUGGUGCUAAACCAAUUUUCAUGACAGACUUCUUUUUGACCUGCAUUCUGCUUGUCUCCUUUGAUAACAGACUCAUUUGUUGGCUACAGAUUAUAAUGCAGUCUGUGACUGGUAUGAUGGUAAAUGACAUGGGUAUGCAAAGCCCAUGUGUCUGUCUUUUUCAGACACCUUGGAAGAAAAAAAUAAUUUAUAUAUUUAUGUUUUCAAUAAAUAUAUUUCUGCUCCAUUAAACUUUAUAUAAAAUAAUUUAUUUUGGGUCUUUUCAACCACAGUUUUUUCACAGAAGCAAUACAUUUGACUACACCGAAUUUAGUGCAAGGAUCACAUAAGAACAUUUACAAACAAGAGGAGGCCAUUCCUUAGUAGAUGAUUGAUCUCAAAACUUUGUUAGGUCGGGUCUCAAAGGAUCCCAGUGAUUCAGCAUCAACAACAUGACUAGGUAACCCAUUCCAUCCCCUCACCACUCUCUGUGUGAAGAAGUGUCUCCUUCAGCAACAUGACUAGGUAACCCAUUCCAUCCCCUCACCACUCUCUGUGUGAAGAAGAGUCUCCUUCAUCAACAUGACAAGGUAACCCAUUCCAUCCCCUCACCACUCUCUGUGUGAAGAAGAGUCCCCUUAAUCAACAUGACUAGGUAACCCAUUCCACCCUCUCACCACUCUCUCUGUGAAGAAGAGUCCCCUUCCGACUCUCCUAAAUCUCUCAGAUUCAUUUCCAACUGUUUACUGGUCCAGGUCUCUGUGCUGCCCUUAAAGUAUUGGUUAGGGUUAACUUUGUCAGCUUUAGGAUUUUGAAGACUUCAGUCAAAUUCCCCCUCAUUCUUUGUUCCAGACAAACCAGAUUCGGUUCUUUCAGCCUAUCUUCAUAGCUCAGUCCUUUAAUUGCUGUGAUUAGUCUGGUUGCUCUUCAUUGGACUCUCUCCAGGGUCACAAUUAUUAAAUGAAUGAUGUUCUUUAAAAAGUGUGUAUGUUAUAUCCAAAGUUUAACUUUACUAUAGAAUUCCAGUGCAACCUCACCCCAAGACCAAAAGCCAAGGGGCUGCAGCUGUCAUAGGCACUUCCACAUCCAUAUUACUUUCUUUAAACCUACUUACUUGUCCUUUAGUCCUUCAUAAUCCCAUAUUAUAAUAACGAGAAAGUCUGUGACCAGGGAGGUGAUGUAUAUAUCUACAUGUGUGAUAAAAAAAACUUACCAGAAAGGGAUCCUGUGCAUAGAACAUACAACAUAGCUCUAAAAUUAAAUUAAAAAAAAAACCUUUUCAUGUUUAA